UUAUUGAAGAGCCGGCUGGCGACUGCCUCAGUGUACCAACAUGGGGUUUCUGAGAGCAUCCCCGAGUGCUUAAGGAGUCAGGUUUUUAAGGCUUGGUCUGCAUCCUUGUUGGCAGGCAGGCCAUCCAGGUGCAUUCGGGUAGGGUAGCAAGCAAGUAUUGUACAGAAGCAGAAUUUUGCGGUUAGUUAGCUAUACGUCAUACAUCUUUGUUUUAAUAUUUUCCCAUACAUCUUACUUCCAGUACUUUCCCUCCACACAGUUUAAAAGUCAGUGUGGGGAUAGUCAGUUCAUUUUGCAGGCCCAGGAGUUAGUCAAGCAAGAAGUUAGUGAGAACUUUCCCAUCUAUUUUGGGAGUGAACCAGACUUAACUCCGUUUUGGUGAGGGCUUGCAGCCCAGGAAUUUGUCAGGAGUUAACUGAUAUUUUUCUACUUUAGCCUAGGCUUAACAACUGUGAUAUGGGCACCGAGCCAUAUAUAACCAUUUUUUAAAAACCAUUGAACAGGCUUGGCACCUGUAGCUCAGCGGCUAGAAUGCCAGCCACAUACACCGGAGCUGGCGGGUUCCAACCCAGCCCAGGCCUGCCAAACAACAAUGACACCUGCAAACAAAAAAUAGCCGGGCGUUGUGGCGGGCACCUUAGUCCCAGCUAUUUGGGAGGCUGAGGCAAGAGAAUCACUUAAACCCAAGAGUUUGAGAUUGCUGUAAGCUGUGACGCGGCACUCUACCCAGGGCGACAGCUUGAGACUGUCUCAAAAAAAAAAAAAAAAAAUUAACAUGUCACAAGCAAUGACAAGAAAGGGACCAGAAAAAAAGUCCCACCAAGGACAUAUAUGGGGAAACAGGCUUGGAGAAACAGAAGGGAUUUAAGAAAAAAGAGGUAACACUGCCUUCUCUGCUGCCAGGGCCCCAGGGUCACGCCAGACCCCUUUAAGGAGCUUAGAUACUUGAUGUGCAUAGCCCACAAGUGCUGGCUGGAUGGGAGCUGAUCCUCUUGCUAGGAUGGUUGCAGAUACAGGGUGGCCAUAAAGAUUGUGUGCAAUUUAAAAUUGCACACUAUUUUAAAUUGUACAUGAACUUUAUGGCCAUCCCAUAUUUAUUUUAACUUAUUAUUAUUAUUAUUAUUUGAGACAGAGCCUCAAGCUGUUGCCCUGGGCAGAGUGCUGUGGCAUCACAGAUCACAGCAACCUCCAACUCCUGGGCUGAAGUGAUUCUCUUGCCUCAGCCUCCCAAGUAGCUGGGACUAUGUAGCAGGUGCCUGCCACAAUGCCCAACUAUUUUUUGGCUGUAAUUGUCAUUGUUGUUUGGUAUGUCCAGGCUAGAUUUGAACCUGCCACCUCUGGUGUAUGUGGCUGGCACCUUAGCUGCUUGAGCUACAGGCGCUGAACCUGUUUUUUAACUUAUUUUUAUUGACUAGUUUCUUUGUUUUAAUUGAGCACAUAAUCUAUGGUCUAAUUAGCAAAAGGGGAUUGAGGAAGACACAGAGUUGAUAUGUGAAAUAGAUGGAAGGAUCUCUCUGAGAUCCUCUCCCUCCUCCUCCCCACUGGCCCGGAGAUGACCUUCUGACUGUGGGAUUUCAAGGGAUUCCACAGUAUAACCCUCUUGCCCCACCCCCCAACAAACCCUGUGGAGAUGUGUGUUCACCUGGGUGGGGGGUACAUGCUGAGUUUAUUUUAAAAGGCAGCCUAAAGGGCAGUUUAAUUUCUGGUCCUUGGGUUGGGAGGCCUCUCAGAGGUAAUUCUCCUCUCCCACUCGGCAGUAAGGACAAACACAUCCUUCACUGUGACUUAGUGGCUGGAGGUCAGAAGACAGCAUGACCUCUAACCCAAAGAUGAUGAACCAGAAACUCAGCCUGCCCAGACUGGUAAGACAGCGUCUGGCACAGCACAGGAGCAGGCAAAAUGUUGACGGAAGGAAAGCCAGCUGUGCCCGGUGUCUGUUGGCCGCCCUGCGCCUGGCCCUCCAGCAGUGAUGGAGGUGCCCCCGCCGGAACCCUCCCCGGGUUCGGCUCUCAGUCCGGCCGGCGUGCGUGGUGGAGCCCAACGUCCGGGCCACCUCCCGGGCCUCUUGCUGGGAUCUCAUGGCCCCUUGGGGUCCCCGAAGCGCGCGGCCGCUUCCUCGCCGGUCACCACCCUCACGCAGACCAUGCAUGAUCUCGCCGGGCUCGGCAGUUCCUUCUCCCUUGCCAGUGAGACUCCAAAGAAUCAGAGAGGGAGCUUGCUUUUCCACAGCCGGCUGACAUGCUUAUCUUUGUCACGACGGGCAUCUGAAUCCUCCAUGUCAUCUGAGUCCUCUGAAUCUUCUGAUGCAGGUCUGUGCAUGGAUUCCCCCAGCCCCAUGGACCCACAGAUGGCAGAGCAGACGUUUGAACAGGCCAUUGAGGCAGCCAGCCGAGUCAUUAGAAAUGAGCAGUUUGCCAUCCGACGCUUCCAGUCCAUGCCAGUGAGGCUGCUGGGCCACAGCCCUGUGCUGCGGAACAUCACCAACUCCCAACUGAAGGAAGGCCAAAGGACGAGCCCAGGAGGCAGCGCUACCAGUGCCUCUGGGGGAGACAAGGAGAAUGUGCGCAUCCAGAGGCCGGCACAGGAGCACUCAGGGAGAGGAGAAGCAUGCUGGGGUGGUUCUCUGGCACUUAAUGACCCUUCUGUUCCAUCUUACCUACAGGAUGGGUUUGUCUUCAAGAUGCCGUGGAAGCCCACCCACCCCAGCUCUGCCCAUUCUCUGGCAGAGUGGGCCAGCCGCAGGGAAGCUUUUGCCCAGAGGCCAAACUCGGCCCCCGACUUGAUGUGUCUCACCCCUGAGCAGAAGAUGGAAGUAGAAGAGCUGAGACCCCUGGCCAGAUGCCACCUCUCCCUGACCCCUGCUGAGAGGGCUGCUGAGGAAGAUGAUGGAUUUGUAGACAUCCUGGAGAGUGACCUAAAGGACAAUGAUGCAGUCCCUCCAGGCAUGGAGAGCCUCAUUAGCGCCCCCUUGGUCAAGACCUUGGAAAAGGAAGAGGAGCAGGACCUCAUCAUAUACAGCAAGUGCCAGCGGCUAUUCCGCUCUCCGUCCAUGCCCUGCAGCGUGAUCCGGCCCAUCCUCAAGAGGCUGGAGCGGCCCCAAGACCGGGAUGUGCCUGUUCAGAACAAGCGGAGGAAGAGUGUGAACCCUCUGGAGGAGCAGCAGGAGCCGGAGGAACCUAAAGCCCGUGUCCUCCGCUCAAAGUCUUUGUGUCAUGAUGAGAUCGAGAGCAUCCUAGACAGUGACCACCGAGAGCUGAUUGGAGAUUACUCCAAGGCCUUCCUCCUACAGACUGUGGAUGGAAAACACCAAGACCUCAAGUACAUCUCACCAGAAACAAUGGUGGCCCUAUUGACAGGCAAGUUCAGCAACAUCGUAGAGAAGUUUGUGAUUGUGGACUGCAGAUACCCCUAUGAAUAUGAAGGCGGACACAUCAAGAAUGCUGUGAACUUGCCCCUGGAGCGUGAUGCUGAGGCCUUCCUGCUGCAGAGCCCCAUCGUGCCCUGCAGCCUGGACAAGAGAGUCAUCGUCGUUUUCCACUGUGAAUUCUCAUCUGAGCGCGGGCCCCGCAUGUGCCGCUUCAUCAGGGAACGAGACCGUGCUGCCAAUGACUACCCUAGCCUCUACUAUCCCGAGAUGUAUAUCCUCAAAGGCGGCUACAAGGAGUUCUUCCCACAGCACCCGAACUUCUGUGAACCCCAGGACUACCGGCCCAUGAACCAUGAGGCCUUCAAGGAGGAGCUAAAGACAUUCCGCCUCAAGACACGCAGCUGGGCUGGGGAGCGGAGCCGGCGGGAGCUCUGUAGCCGGCUGCAGGACCGAUGAAGGGCCUUGUCCAUCCUGCCACUUCCCUUGCCUUGUGAGGCCUGGCACCAGCUGCCCUGUGGACUUGCAGGGCCGAUGGUCUGCUGGAAGCCCCAGGUGCUAUUCAGGGGAGAGACAGUGUGGGUGUCCCGUUGCUCUACCCCAGCCCCAAUUCCCCUGUCUCACUCCAGUCAUGUUCUGUAUACUUGUGCCACCCACCCCAACCCUGGAAGAGUCCAGCCUGUUAAGUUGGGUUAAUACCAGCUUAAAGGCAGUAUUUUUUGUCCAGUAGAAGUCCUUUUACUUCCUUGUUUGGGUUAACCCUUUGUCUCCCUAUGCCAAGAAAAGCCCCUUUGUGUAUAUGUCAGCUGAGGCUGGGGAAGAGCCACCACCCCUGAGGAUGGUUCAGAGCUGAACUCCUCACUGGCCUGGGAGUCAGCACCUGCCCUGGGUUCUUACCUAGUCAGCGCUGUCCCCUACCCUCUGCAGGAGUCAUGGGUGUGUCUGCCAUGCUGUCCCUUUCUGUCUUCCUCUUUCCUGUCCCUCCAUACAAGCACCACUGGCAUAAACGUAAGCUCUUACUCUUUCCUGUUUCAGUGUUACCUUCAUGCUUGAUUUGUUUGUUUGACUUUUUUGCCCAUCUCAGGAUACUUGAGUAGGCUGUUUAGGCUCUACCUGUCAAACAUUGAUUACUCACCUGGUCCCAGUUUUGUUGCCCCAGAACAAGGUAUUAUUAUCCUUGGGGACUCUCAGAGAGCCUGCUGGAAGCCCAGCCCUUACUGCUGUGAACCCUGGGGCCUGACUGGUCAGAACUUGCUGCUGUCUUGUCGCAGAUGGAUGGAAGGAUGGAUGGGUGGAUGAGUGGCCACGGAUGCACAGUGCCUUGCAAACACAAAUUUGAUACAAGCAUUUUGGUGAGCAUGACAAAUUGUGGGAGGAACGUACAUGUAUCUGUCUGUGUGGACAAAAAUCUUUACACUUAGGGUUUGGAAAUAUUCAAGAGGAAAUACAGAAGCAGCUUAAUUAAGGACUGAGCAGCCUCUGUAUUCUGAAUCUCAAGAUGGGGGAAGGGCUGUGCUUGAAGGCCCUGAUGAAUCAUCUGUUCAAACCUUGGUUCAAUAAAGCACUAAGCAAGCUGAGUAACC
Molecule: messenger RNA, 4947 nt
Organism: Nycticebus coucang (slow loris)
Lineage: Eukaryota; Metazoa; Chordata; Mammalia; Primates; Lorisidae
Gene: CDC25B
Product: cell division cycle 25B
Exons: 16
Coding region: 1970-3823 (617 amino acids)
Biological process (GO): positive regulation of G2/M transition of mitotic cell cycle; G2/M transition of mitotic cell cycle; protein dephosphorylation
Cellular component (GO): cytoplasm; nucleus
Molecular function (GO): protein tyrosine phosphatase activity
Source: RefSeq, a predicted model, not a curated record